AUGGGAAUAACUAAUAUCCUUUGUCAAGCUUUGCAACAAAAAGAUCAAGACAUCGUAAAUGCUAUGCAAUUGGUUUUGAGUACAAAACAAAUCAUUCUGAAAUUGAGAGAAAAUGGUUGGAACAAGUUACUUGAUAUUGUUAAAUCAUUUUGUGAGUGCCACAACAUUGAUGUGCCUGAUUUGAGUGUUCCUUAUACCAAAAAAAUUAAGGGUCAGUCACGUCACCCACAAGAGAAUAUUACACUUAAGCACCACUAUCGGAUUGAUAUAUUUUAUGGCACAAUUGAUUCACAAUUGCAGGAGUUGAAUAACAGAUUUAGUGAAAAGGCAAUGAAACUUGUUACUCUCAGCUCAGCUUUGGAUCCUAGAGAUGGUUACAAGUUCUUUAAAGUUGAAGACAUUUGCACGCUUGUAGAUGAAUUUUAUCCUCAAGAUUUCACGGACCAAGAGAGGAUUAUGUUGACAUUCCAAUUGCAACAUUAUGAGGUUGAAAUGCCUGUUCAUUCAUAUUUGAAAAAUAUGUCAACGAUUUCUGAACUAUGUAGAGGAUUAGUGGAAACAAAGAAGUCAAAAAUCUACUUUUUGAUUGAUAGGUUGAUUCGUCUUGUCUUGACUCUUCCCGUUUCCACGGCAACUACAAAAAGGGCAUUUUCAACUAUGAAACUUGUCAAAACACAACUGCGCAAUAGGAUGGAGGAUGAGUUUCUUGCAGAUUACUUGAGUGUCAGUAUUGAAAAAGAAAUUGCUCAGACUUUUAGUACAGAUUCAAUUAUAGAUGAUUUUUCUUCUCUAAAAGAUUGUCGAGCUCAGCUUUUGUAG
Cornus florida is the source of this 819-nucleotide messenger RNA. RefSeq lists its product as uncharacterized. Bases 1 to 819 code for a protein of 272 amino acids. Lineage: Eukaryota; Viridiplantae; Streptophyta; Magnoliopsida; Cornales; Cornaceae. Gene Ontology annotation, molecular function: protein dimerization activity. The transcript has a single exon. The record is from RefSeq and is a predicted model, not a curated record.